ACACAAGACAUCAUCAGUAAAUUGUUUGUUUUAGAUUGCAUUUUCAGUCAGUCUCCUAACAAAGAAAAAAAAGUCUCCUAACAAAGAGAUGAUUCUGCAGAUCACUACUAGCUUCACAUUACCUUUUCAAGCUACAACCACCAUAACCAAGUACUACUACCUCAAGAAUCUGAAUCUGAAUUCUACUAGUGCUGAUCCUGCUUUGGUGUCCAAAACCCUCUUUCCUAAUAAUAAUAAUAAUCAUGGAGGGGGAAGUGGGAUGUGUUUGGGUAGGAGGAGUGGAUUACCCAACACCAGAAGAGGAGGAGGAGUACAUGCUUCCUUGCUCGAGACCCCUCUUCUGUGGGCUGGCAGGCUUUGCAUCUUUUAUGCCCUCCUAAAGGCUGGUUUGGCUGGAUCUCCAUCAAACCCACUUGUCUCUGUCUCUGUCUCAGAUUUGGAAGCUGGUUCUGACGAUCUGGGUUUCUCUAAAUGGAUUGAGGAGAUCCAAGGCAACCCAGCAGAUAAGCAAGCUGCUGACAGAAGGAAACUAGUAAGCAAAUGGCAUCCCACGACCAAGGGUACAUUGAAGCGGAAUUACAGAGUACCUUCCAAAUCAGAAGGGCGGCACCUUCUUAAAUCCAUUGCAUCUUUGCUAUCAGAUGAUGAUAAAUUCAGAGAUGCCACUUCCCACAAGGGUUGCCAGAUUAGGAGGGAGAGCGCUCAUGGAGAGAGUGUGUGUUGUAACAACGUGAGAGCUUUGUUUGAUGAGCUCCCAACUCCACACUUGGUUGUGGAAAUCACUCCUUUUCCUGCUGGUCCUCUCACAGAAAAUGAUUAUGACAAGGCCGAGAAACUAGAGAGGGUGCUUAGGUCUGGUCCUUGUGUUUGAAUCAUACUUUUUUUGUGUGUGUUGUGUAUUGUUGAAUCCAUCACCUGUAUAUAGUAGUAUAUAUCAUGAGAAAGGUCUAACUGAAUUUUCAUAGCUACCUCUUGACGGGACUGAUGUAUUUAUUGCCCUUUUAAAGUUUAUUUAGAGCCUAAUAAGAUAACUUAAGGCUUGGUUCUUGGUUUUGCUUCA
Camellia sinensis is the source of this 1060-nucleotide messenger RNA. RefSeq lists its product as uncharacterized. The record is from RefSeq and is a predicted model, not a curated record. NCBI's taxonomy places the organism in Eukaryota, Viridiplantae, Streptophyta, Magnoliopsida, Ericales, Theaceae. Gene Ontology annotation, cellular component: chloroplast envelope.